AUGCCGCGCCGUCGUCCGACCACCAGCCUUGGCCGGCAGAAGAUCGAGAUCCGCCGGAUCGACAGCGAUGAGGCCCGCCAGGUCUGCUUCUCGAAGCGGCGCGCGGGCCUCUUCAAGAAGGCGAGCGAGCUGUCGAUCCUGUGCGGCGCCCAGGUGGCCGCCAUCGUCUUCUCCCCAGCCGGCAAGGCCUUCUCCUUCGGCACCCCCUCCGUCGACGCCGUCCUCGACCGCUUCCUCGGCGGCGCCGCCCGCCCCGGCGGCACCGGCGGCGGCCGGGCCGCCGGCAGCGAGUCGCCGGUGCUGGCGGAGCUGAUCCGGCAGCACGCGGAGCUCCGCGCGCAGGUGGAGGUGGAGAAGGCGCGCGCAGAGGCCCUGCGCAAGGAGCAGAAGGCGACCGGGGCCGCGCCCGGCGCCCCCAAAUGGCUGGACUGCGAGUUGAGCGAGAUGAGCGAGCCGGAGUUGGUCGCCUUCGCGGCCGCGCUCGUCGAGGUGCAGGCUGCUGUCCAGGGCUGCGCCGAUCAGAUGCUCCGCGAGGCCCUGCUCGCUAAUGCCAACGCCAGGGCUGCUGCUACUCUUGCUCCUGCUGCUGCCAUUACUAGUGCUGCUGCCCGCAUGAUGAUGGUGCCGCAGCCCGGCGGCUUCGGCUUCGCCAUGGAGAUGCAGGCCCAGCAGAAUCAGCAGGCCAUGGAGAUGAUGAUCAAGGGGUUCAGCCCGCAGCAAGGCGCCGGGUUCCUCGGGCCUCCGCCGCCCUACUGA
Messenger RNA from Brachypodium distachyon (stiff brome), 756 nucleotides. RefSeq names its product agamous-like MADS-box protein AGL61. The coding region runs from base 1 to 756 and encodes 251 amino acids. Lineage: Eukaryota; Viridiplantae; Streptophyta; Magnoliopsida; Poales; Poaceae. The transcript is spliced from 2 exons. Gene Ontology annotation, biological process: positive regulation of transcription by RNA polymerase II. Gene Ontology annotation, molecular function: RNA polymerase II cis-regulatory region sequence-specific DNA binding; DNA-binding transcription factor activity, RNA polymerase II-specific; protein dimerization activity. The record is from RefSeq and is a predicted model, not a curated record.